Aethina tumida (small hive beetle) is the source of this 3459-nucleotide messenger RNA. RefSeq names its product microsomal triacylglycerol transfer protein (gene Mtp). The coding region runs from base 666 to 3365 and encodes 899 amino acids. The transcript is spliced from 10 exons. The record is from RefSeq and is a predicted model, not a curated record. Gene Ontology annotation, molecular function: lipid binding. Gene Ontology annotation, biological process: lipoprotein metabolic process; lipid transport. Lineage: Eukaryota; Metazoa; Arthropoda; Insecta; Coleoptera; Nitidulidae. Gene Ontology annotation, cellular component: Golgi apparatus; endoplasmic reticulum; basolateral plasma membrane.
AACAGUUAUAGACAUCGUUCCACUUGUGGUUUGUGCACCGUCAAUAAUGUCAUAUUUGGAUGAAAAUCAUUCGCCAUCAAUACACGAGAAAUUUUUUCAAAGAGAAACUAUCGAAAACAAACCGCGACCCAAUUAUCCGUAAUCAAUCAUCAACAAUUUCAUUGUGUUUUGAUGAAAUCGCGAUGAAUUAAAGCAAUUUUCGACGGGAACUCAUUCAUGACCACUCCGCCUAUGCGUCCGACCAGUCGGCAAACAGGUACAAAGUCGAUCGGUUUCCAACCCGCACGAGUCCGGUUUUUGUUUAAUAUUCCUUAGGAGAAUCACAACUGGUCGCUGUAACAUCGUGUAUAGUGUGAACGAGAGAAGAAGCGACACGCUGGAAUUUUUAAACCGGCCACCGAAAGUUAAAUGUUAGUGCUGUGUUGUGAGUGAGCGUGUCAAGUGGUUAAUUGACCGAUUCAUUUGCAAAAUUGGUGAAGAAUUGCAGGAAAUUUUGUAAAUGGGUUGGUAGAAUUUGGUUUCUUUCACAUUUUUACUUGAUUAGGUAAACUUGCUGCACAAUGAAGAUUCUCCCCCACCAAUCAAGCCGAUAACUCCGAAGUUGACCUGUGAUAACACGUAUUUGGAUUCUCAAGUUAGUGUUGGUUGUGCCGUUCAAAAGAAACAUGUUGCCUAAGACUAAUUCCUGUUCAAUAUUGUAUAUACUUUUCGCCUGGUUUCUGGGCAUGUGCUACGGCUUCGUUUUAUUAUCUUCCGCUGCUGGACACAACGUGGAACUUAAUCUUUUCGAAGCUGGCGAAGCUUUGAGCUACAAACUACACUCCACGGUUCUGCUGAACGAAAAGGAUGAUAAUAGCAAGAAUGUUGGAUUCUUUGUGGAUGGUGACGUGGUUGUCACGACACUCUGGAGUAAUGGCAACAGCAGAAUAUUACAAAUAGAAAUUAAAGAACCAAAACUUAAUAUUAAGUCAAGGAAGGCACCUGCACCAGAUGGUUUUGUGCCACACGCUUCCAAGUUGGAGAAGUUGUCCAAUAAACCUUAUCUAGUCGUUUGGAAUAAGGGAAAGAUUGAUAAAGUAUUGAUACCGAAAGAUGAGGCAACUUCAAUAGUCAAUCUUAAAAAAGGAGUUGCUAGUUUGUUCCAAUUUCAGAUUUUGGAUGGCGAAAUCCGUGAGACUGACGCUUCAGGAGAAUGUACUGCAAAAUAUUCAUCAACAUCUCAAGAUAAAUUUGUGAAGACUAAACAAGACUGUAUAUCUCCAGAUUAUUCCUACAUUUACAAUCCUGAGCCAAUUUUAGGAACAAUUAUAAAAUCAACAAGGCACACAGAAUAUUAUUUGGAUCUAACAAACAAUAUUAUAAAAUCAAUAACUUCUAAGGAGAGCCAUCAAAUGUUCGUUUCGGCGAAAGAAGACUUGGGUAAUUUUGUUGAAACGGAACAAGUUUUAACUCUAUCUGGUCAGGACAAAUCUCAGUAUUUUACUGGGGAUGAUUUAGAAACAGUUCUGUCUCAAAUCGUUACUUCUAGUGGUAUAUUUUAUACUCAGGAAUCUCUUCUAACGGACAAGGAGGAAGAUAACAAAGAAGAUAUUCAAAGUUUUCCUAUUCUAGUGAACGAAUUAAGGAAUAGUUUAAAGAAUGAAGCUUUGGGAGGAUUAAAAUCAGCUAGAAGCUUUAUAAAGCUUAUUAAUUCGGGAAGAAGGGCCAGCAAAGCGGAAAUCACCAAAGCUCUUGACGCUAAGGAGAAUAAAAAUAUACUUUUACAAUUGUAUGAUGUGUUGGGUUUUGUUCAAACUAUUGAUUCACAUGCAGCUGUGAACAAAAAAUUAAAAUUUGAUAAUGAACAGAGUAUCGAUCAAAAUGAAAGAUAUUUAUGGGCCUUGUCCAUUUGUUCCCAACCAAAUCCUGAUGUCAUGAUCGACCUUUUAAAUAAGUACAAUAAAAACAUGAAUAUCCUAGCUAAAGUUAAAGAAACUAUUAUUCUCACUUUGGCUUCAAUGAGCUCCAGACUAAGAAAAUUGAAAGGGCAAGACACUGUUAAAUCUAAGGUUCUCCGUGAUGUGGAAGAAACUAUAUUAAACAAUUUGGAUUAUGCAAAGGGAGAAGAACGUUAUCAAUUCUUCCGUGCUCUGAAUAAUUUAAAGUCCGAAAGAACGCUUCCAACUCUCGUAAAUUAUAUUAAAUAUGGAAGUCCAAAAGAAGGAUAUUUGAGUUGGAAAGCGAUUAGAGCAUUAGACAAAUCUUUUUGGAAUAAAUCUGUUCUGAAAGCUGCAGAAAAAACCUUCUUCCAAUUGGACAAAAAGCACGAUACAAGUUCCAGAACUAUUUCAGCUGAUAUUAUUCUUUUGUCCAAUCCUUCGGAUGAAAUUAUUAAAAAAUUGUUGGAAUAUUUAUAUUCUAAAGAUCCUGCAUUUGAAAUCAAACAAUAUGUACUGCAAACUCUUAAAAUGUUGGCCGAUGAGAGUCCUGAGUUUAAAGAGAAGUUGAUGAAAAUUAUCAGAAGCGACAACAAACUGAACAACUACUCUACGUUGUCGCCAAGAGGAAUGUCGACUGCUUUAACUAGAAGCUUCAUGAAAACACCCUCCAGUAACGGAAGCCUUGUAUCGCUGCAAGAAUUGAAAAACGGAAUCGUAAAACGAGGAACAGUCAAUAUCAUGAUGGACAAAGAUGGCUUCUCUCAAGAAAUUUUCAGCCUUGGUAUAUUUUCUGGUGGUCUUUCCAGUUUCAUGUCCAGUAAUGGUGACAACGAAGUCGAGGAUGAUGAGUCGGCGAAUGCCGGUAUGGAACUAACAGUUCUUGGAACGCAACUCAGACCGUUCGUUUUCUUCAGCGGACAAGGAGAACUUAUGGGUCACGUUUGGUCUGGAACUGCUUCCGAGAAAACGCCAGCGUAUCAAGCUAAUGCAUUGUUGCAAGAUCAUUUGGAAUACCUACGGCUUGGGUCUGGGUUUAUUGCCGAGUUGAACGUUAAAGGAGCAUUGAGUUUUGAUUUGUCUGGUUCAGUUAAGAUUUCAAUUUUUUAUAGUACUGCAGAGUCACUGGUGGAAAAAUCAGCUGGAAUUUUGUUAGUGGGAUCAACCAAAGUUGAUACGGCAUUUGUGAAGUCUCAAGUCGAAUUUACUGCAUCUAUUGAACCUAAAUUGAACCUUCAAACUGAUAUCGAUUUUUCCUCUAAAAUGAAUUUGUGCAUGAGACUGACGCAACCUGAAACAGUAUUCAGGCAUAAUAUCUUCAAAAUUGAAAGGAUUCCUGGAAGCAAACACAAACUGAGGAUAGCCAAAUAUAAAAAGUAUAAUGUUUCGGGAGUGACUUAUUCGCUUAAUAGAAAGAACAACGAGAUGUGUAGUACAAUUUUUAAAUGACUUUAAUCAAUUGUUAGUGCUGUGUCAGAGACUGUAAUUACCUCUUUUUAAGUUAUUCAAAGAUUAUAAAAUAUAUGUUAUUUAAAAUCCACAA